AUGGGUGGUAACGGUCGUACAAGCUCGCGCCGAGGGUUCAGAGCGCUCGUCACCGUCGCGCUCGUCGUCGUCAUCGCGUCGUUGGCGCACUCAUGUCAAGGCUUGACGUUCAAUCGUUGCGAGCGCGGGUGCUCGGCGAGCGCUGGACAGGGGCGAUGCGGCUUAGACGGCGUGUGCGCGUGCGAGGCAGGAUGGGCAGGACUUGCGUGCGAUGUUCCCACGCCAUCGGUGGUGAAAGAGUCGCGCUUGGAUGGGACGGCGGGGUACGAGUACGACACCGCCGGGACGGCGUACGACGAAAAGUACGUCGAAGACGUCAUGGUAGACACGCGAAAGAACGUAAUUUACGUCUACGCGCAAGAUGCUAAUGGAACGCGAGUGAUCGAAGUCGAUCCGAGGUAUCCGGAGACUUUUACCUCAAACGCAGUGACGGCGAGAGGUUGGGGACAAACGAACGGACCGAGACGAGAGACAACGGGCGCGGUGCCAUUGUCGAUAACACCUUUGCCAAAUUUUUGCGGUAUUGGGAUCUCGAGCGGGUGCGCAGCGAAGCAUCCGAGAGCAUAUGGACAUGUGGAUCCUCAGAAGUCGCGCGGUUGGUACGGAGUGUACGCUAAAAUGGCUGCCGAUUUGUCGACAGCGCUGACGGGCGUCGUCGUGCCAGUGAACAUGUGGCAUCAGACCACGGCAAAUCAGUUUAGAUUUUCGCUUUUCAAGUAUGUCGGUACUACAUGCUCAUCAGAUUCAUCGCAGUGGGCGAACUGCGUUCUCAGUUCAUUGACAAAUGGUCAGGCGAGUGCGACUUUCUCAAAAGAGCAGUACAUUUUGGAUGCCAUGGGCACAGACCCAGCCAACGGCAUGAUAGUGUACAAGGCCACGCACGAAGACGGUCUGUCGCGAAGCGUCAUUGGUCACGUCGACGGCAGUUUGAACGAUAAAGGAAUAAACUUCUUAGCUCCGGGUUUACUGAGCACUAAAUGCCCCACAUGUUCGCUUGCCCCGGACGCCAUGAGGUUGGAGACGAGUGUGGCGCAUACUCAAACAGGUGUCAACUAUGUCAUCUUCGCUGGAUCUGCCCUCUUGGAUGACUCCGAUGGCAAAACCUUUUAUCCUACUUUGUUCAAGGUGAAUACAAACUCAGGGACUCGUGACGGCGAUGGGGUUGAAAUGUAUUUGGACUCAACAAACGUCAAGGUGCUCGAGGCGUGCGAAGGGCAGCUCGAUUCAAAGCAAGGACGCUUUUCGACGUUUACUGCGAUCACAAAGCACAACGGCUAUGGAUACGUGGGCACUUCAGGUCGAGACGGCGACUGUCCGGGGUGUAAAAAUCGCGCGGCAUGCAUCUUCAUGUUUGACUUGAAUUUUGCUGAAGGCGAUAGUCCACUCGCCGUGAUUGCUCUUGACGCAGCGCUCGGAGAGCGUGAUGCUCUGAGCGCUACCGUUCAAACCGGAGCGACGGCAGGAGAAAAAGAUUUCAUGUACUGGGCCGUGGGAUCGCGUGAAAGCGGUAAGAGUCGGAUCGUCAAGAUCGAAAUAGGGGGUACGGACACGUCUAGUGCUUGUAUAAGCGGUUGUUUCAAGCGUGUGGGGACAUUUGAAGAAAGCCACACCAUCGGUGGCAUCAGCGCCGUACCGGGCGAGCGCAGCGUGUUCGCGGUGAGUUCUGCGGCGAGUACGACGUACACAAAGUACUCCACGGUGAUCGUUUCGGGGAUCGAGCCGACUCACAUCAGCGCGCUCACGUCUGGAACGCCGAUAAAAAUUCAUGGAUCUGGCUUUUAUUCGCCUACCCUUGCCAGUGGAAUGAGUCAUUCGAUUUCAUGUAGGUUUGGACACACUUAUGACGCUAAUAAUGGGUUUUCGAAGACAUCUUGGUCGCCAGCAACUUAUGUUUCGGCGACAGAGCUCUCAUGCAUGGCACCGUCGGCGUCAAAUUCAAACUCCUCCACUAUAGGUUAUAGCGAAGUCCAAAUAUCGUUCGAUGGAUUACCAACCGAUUCGAGCGAUCCAACAAGCAUUUGGACCAACUCGCUGUGGAACUCUGGUCAGAUAUAUCUACGUUAUCACGAUCCAGCCGUCAUAAUUAGUACAAAGAUUGGUUCAGAUGACGCCAAGGUUCUUCUCACAGGCGAGGAUGCCGAUCUCGCGCCAGUACUGCUUCGCAUACUCGGAGGUCCGUUUCUGAAUUCGCCCGAUUUAAAAUGUAAGUUCAACGAUAACACGACGAGUGUGACCAGUGCGGUGUUCGUUAGUUCGUCAGAAAUCAAGUGUCCUGUGUGCAAUGUAGUCAAUGGAAGGUGCGCCAAUCCAGUUGGGAGUCCGCUUCCAUGGCUUACGAACGGACAACCGCAAGAUGCGCAGGUCGCAGUUGCACUGAACGGUAUUGAUUACGUUAGUGGAGGGAUUUUGAAGCUUCAUGGACCACCAGUUGGAGUUAAGCUCUUGAGUGGACCGGAUUCGCAUCAAGCUCGAGUUGCCGCGACAGAUUUCUCACUUGGAACGUUCAAGGUUGGACUUGUGGAUAUCGAUGGAACUGAAAUCAACUAUGACCGUGGUCAAGGAGGUACGAAAGGUUACACAAUUUCGGCGAGUAUUUCUGGGCCGUCAGAGGUCGCUAUCACCGAGGCAACGUCAUCAGUGCAGACUUCGGACGGCAUCGCAACAUUCACUCCACAGCUAUCCUCGAUACCAACCGCUGGGGAAUACGUGAUCACUUUUACCGCAACCGAUUGUACCAAUGAUGAUGGUGCAUGUAGUGAUGACCUUGGUGUACUUGCACACGCCUAUUUAUCCGUAACACCAGGUUCGAGCGGUGGUUUGAAGGUGACACCCGGCGCGGCGACGGAGAAUUCUAUGAUAUCAAGUGCUACGUUAUUUCCAACAGAUGUCGUCGUGCUCGACGCGGCCCGAAACGUAUCGAUCGGACAUUUGACAGUCGACAUCGUUGACAUCGGUGGAAGUAUGCUUCAGACGCUAUCUCUUGAUGACGUCACCGUACAAGCGUCACUCGUGACGGGUACACUCAACAGCAACGAAGACUACAGAGAGAGAAGUAUCGGAGCCCAGCUCACUGGAACGCUGAACAAGACGACUAAUGAUGGUCGAGUAUCAUUUUCAGAUCUCAGACUUGUCGCUAUGCCACCUUCUGGUUCACGAGCUGUAGGAUCCACGGACGAUAUCACGUAUAGCGAUGCCACACGAGGAGACUUUGGCGAGGCUUCAAAGUACAUUGUUCAGUUUACGACGACGUUGAAUGGAGUUCGAUAUCGCGCGCAUUCAAUUAUGCAAAUGGAGAUCGGCGAACCGUCUUACCUUCGUAUAAAUGGGACGUAUAGUAAGAGAACAGUUUACGCCGAGGCACCCAAGCAAUCCGUAGGUGAAAUUAUCAUUGGCGCAUACGACGGGGGGAAUAACUUUGUCGGUGCGGCGGAAAUUACGCCGCGUACUGUGACCGUACAUGCAUCGGCUGGUAUCACUUUGGAUGGUACUUUGCAAGUAAAACGAGACGACAGCGGUGUAUGGCGAUUUUCUGAUCUCAAAGUAGUCGGACCUGUCGUCGGGGAGUUCGGAUUGACAUUCUCGUCUGGCGAUUUAACACCCGUUCUCCAAGUGGUGAAUGUGCUAGCUGGAGAUGCUGGAUAUGAACUAGCUUCGAGUCAAUCGAUAUUAUCAUCGGUAACAGCUGAUCAAUCUGUAGGAUUGGGUUCGUUCACGGUAUACGUUCAAGAUAUGCUCGGCAAUUCAAUGGGAACCGCGGAUCGUCACUCAACCACGGAUGCAGUAGCGCCAAAUCGUACCAUUCAAGUGACUUGCGAAACUUUGAAACUUUCUGGAACGACUGCGAUGUUCACGAAUGGCAACGGUCAAGUUUCUUUCACGGGUUUGAUUGCAAAUUCACCGAAAGUCGGUACGCACACCCUUAAUGUCAUUGAGACUGGCGCUGAAGUGAGUGGCGAGUUGCGCGUGGGAAAGCUACAAAGUACAGUUCUCACGGUGAGCGUUUUGAUUGGAGCCGUGAGCGGAUUCAAGGUCACCAGCCCCAAAGUCUUAGAAUUUUCACCAUCAUUCACUGAAAGCAUCCAACUAUCCGAGGCAACAGCAUACUCAGCCGGGCACUCUGUGCCUCUGGAUGACUUCGUCGUCGUACCGGUGGAUGGGGCGGGAAAUGAGUCGCCGACGGGGACUUUGCCGAACGGAGUUACGUUGACGGCGAUGAUGAAUGACACAAACGUCGAAAUUCAUCCGUUCAUACUCGGUGCAAAUGCGACAACAAUCGCAAGAACGUCGGUACUUACUGUAUACACAGAUACUUCACUGUACCCGAGGACCGGCUCUCUUGUGGAAACCACUUCGAGCGCUGGGACUGCGACGUUCUCAGGUUUGCAUCUCGUCAAGCCGCAGAAAGGAACGUACAAUUUGACUUUCGUGUCGUCCGAUUCGAGUUUGAGGUCUGCAAGCGUGGAUUUAGAGAUCACGGCAGGGCGAUCCAAUCACCUCGGCUUACUGCCGUACUGCGCCACAGUCGACGGAGCGUGCCAAACUAAUGUCAACUGCACUUGUCAUCAAUAUCGCGCCGCGUCGGACGUUGCAAUGUACCCAGUCGUGGUGACUAUUCUCGACGGAGCUUUCAAUCCCGUCGAUGAUCUUGAAACGAAAGCUUGCGAGACAUGUCCUAGCAGACGUGUGCACUUAUCGCCGCAAAAUGUCACCUUGUGCAGAAGAACUGGUGAAGGCAACGCAUGCGAAUGUGCUGGGCUUGCCAGUACAUCGUCGACACUGCAUGGAGUAUCAUGUACAUCAGUGGCGACUUUUGAAGCCAACACUGAGUCUGGUGGAAGCUAUUUUGAUGGACUACACAUCGCCAAGCCGUACAUCGGUACGUACGCCGUCGACAUCCACUCGCCGGGUCUGCUGGGUGCACAGUACUACUUUUCCGUGACUUUGGGAAAUGCGGCACAAUUGAUCCUCGACGAAACACAAGGUAGUGGAACAUUCAAAUCUAAGCUAGAAACAUCGAUUGCGAACGCUUCUAGUCCUCUAGUUGGGCGACUUUACGAUGGCGGAGGGAAUUUUAUUUCGGCUUCGCCGACCGGGGCACAAAUAUUUGUUGUCUGCCAAACCGCCGAAUUGGCGGCUUAUCCACAGGGAAUUAAUCCCUUGAUAGGAGGGGAAACUUUUGCGAUAUCGUGUGGUAGCACUACGACGUGUGCAACUCAGGGCGGCACACCCGGCGUCGUUGAGUUUAAGAACCUCGUGCUGCUCGCGCCGACUGCGCAGCAGCACGAUAUCGUAUUUUAUCUCAACGGCAAGGCCGUUGCGACUUAUGCGGUAACAGUGGCGUUAGGAGAUCCAGCUAAACUGGUCGUGGCAAAUUCACCACAAGGAUCAUACCCGGCGACGGCAUCAACAACCCUCGGCCCUUUCGAAAUUGCGAUCGCAGAUGACGCAGGUAAUCGUUUCGGGUCGCUUAACACUCACGAGUACAGUAUUAUCGCCAGUAUCGUGGGUCAAAGGCAUACGUUUGCGACGAGCGGGAGAAAUGGCGUCAUAGCGGCGGGAACCGACAGUACACUACUUCGUGACACAGUGAUCAAUGCCCCAGAGAUCGGGGAUUAUGUGAUUUCUUUCAACUGCGACAAUUGUACCGCGUUAGGGCUCAGCGUUGCGCCCGCGACUCGUACAUUUACGAUUACGAUUGGCACUGCAAGUGCGCUUUUCAUCUCACCGGUAAGGCUUACUUAUUUUUUCUUUUUCAUGCAAAAUAUUAAUGGUGGAUUAAUUGUUCAGACUUUCACGUCACCUGCCAGCGGUGCAGCAAUCGCGUUGCAGACUGCGUAUUCCACGGCAAAAAAAGUAAAAUUGAGUAUGAUUCAGAUUCGUGUGGUCGAUGCAGGCUUGAAUGCGCUCAACCUAAAUUACGAAGUUUCUGUAAAGGCGGAGCGCGUGGUCGUGAGCGCUUGCAACUUUGAGACGAAUGUAUCAUACACACCUCAGACUAUCGUUGCGGGCACAGCGGUGUUUGAUGAUAUCGUAUUCUAUCGACCGUGCACCGGAACGUACUCAUUGACGUUUUCUACAGCGGGUCUCGAUUCGGUCUCCACACAACUGACUUACAGCGCUGGGUACCCAGCGGCGCUUGACACGUGCACCGGUAACUCGUUCACACGUGUCGACCGAGGUUUGUGUCGGGAUCCUGCACAAUAUAUCGCAGCGCAAACCCUGGAUCUUCGUGACUUUGUCGUGCAAAUGACUGAUCCUGGCGGUUAUCAUGUGGGCUCGAUGUGGGACACCGAAGCGCGUAACAUCACGGUUGAGCUAUUUUCUUUCGUGCCAGCGGAGGAUCAACCACGGGCAAGUGUGCUACCAACCUUGCAAGCCGAAUGGGAUGGAUCUCUUCUCGCAGUAAAUGGUGGAGUGGGAUGGUGCAAAGAUUCACUUGACUCUAGCCCGAGGACUGUGGUCUCCAGUAAUCCCACGACUGGUGCUUACACGUACAGAGUGGUGUACACCAACCCCGCACCAUCAUAUUGCAGGGAGGCUGGGUAUAGUGGUAUUGCGCCCGACACACACUAUAAUGUCGGUCUGCAUAUUCAAAAUGCAUUAGCUGGGACCUAUCGCUUGCGAUUCGCUUCAUCAUGUGGCUCAAGUCGAUGUCCUGGUGCGCUCUAUCCUGUGCUGGAGACUGACAUGUUGGAGUUCACCGUAGUCCCUGGCGCGCCGACAGCGUUGGCCGUCGUCACGGCACCUCCCUUCAUAAACGAAAAUGACUUCGCACUUUCGCCUGCACCAGUCAUCGCGGCGAUCGAUUCUGUAGGAAACGUGUGCGUCGAUAUCAAUACGACGCUUACGGUCAGUGUAUCGCCCGCUGUGGCGAGCAUUUCAGGGACAGAGGCGGCGAUGGUGAACGGCUUGGCGAAAUUCGAUUCAAUCACAAUCAUCGGUGAGCGCGCGAAUGCCUAUGAGCUGAAUUUUUCGGCUUCAACGUUGAAUGUGAGUAUCGUACCUUCAACUCCAACGACGGUCAUGAAUUGCUCAACAGUCAAACCGAACAGCGUGCUUCGCUCUGGCGUGUGCGAGUGCAUUCCUGGCUUCACCGCCGACAUUAGUGGAGGCACGGGAUAUACUGAAGAUAUCGAUACCAUUUAUGUCGAAACGAAUAUAACUCUAUAUAAGACAGCUACAUCUGGGUCAUCUCGAUGGCUCGAUGCUCUUCACCCGUAUGGCAUGUGUGUGCCGUGCAAGAAUGGCUUCUACAAAGUGGCGCACGGUGACGGAGCAUGCACGUCGUGCCCAAUCUCCAUGGAUACUUCGCGAGUUGACGGCAGAUUGAGGCAAACAUAUCAAGCACAGUCAGGAGUGCAACUUUUAGGCGCCCUUGGUCACGUGAGCAAGAGUUCCUGCCACUGCAUCUCUCAAACGAGUGUCCCAUUCGAGAGCUAUUAUCGACAACUCCCACUCGAUGAUUACAAAUGUAUGGCAUGCCCGAAAGGUGCAAAAUGUUACGGUGAUGAGCUCGAAAAUGUCGAAGCGCUUCCUGGUUUCAGUAGAUUUGACCGACAAACGCUGAAAUUUCGCGCGUGUCCGUACCCUGACGCGUGCCUAGGCGGCGUAAACAGCACAUGUCUUGAUGCAGGGUACACUGGUGCUAUGUGCGCAGCUUGUGCGAAUGGUUAUGCGUACCACGCCAUUCGAGAAGCAUAUCCACCAAAAUGUUACGAUUGUUCGGCAGGAGCAUAUCGAGUGCUCAACUUUCCGAUCGUCGUCGUCAACUUUCUCUGGAUAUUGUUGCUGGUGUGGCUCAUUCGGGUUGUCAAUCAACGCCGAAGUUCACAAGUCGUCGGCAUGAUAAAAUCGUUUGUCACCUAUUUACAAAUGACAGCGUUGGCGAAAAAUUUAGACCUCGCAUGGCCGGAUUCGAUGAAAGCAUUCUUACUUAUCGCCGAGAAGCUUUCGUUACCUGACAUACGGUCGGCGUCAGCAAAGUGCGCCAUUGGCUGGAAGUUUUACGGAAAUCUACUGUUUCACGAGUUGCUCCCACUAGGCUUGAUGAUAUUCUUGUUCAUCAUCUUCACGGUUAUCAAGUACGUCGAAGAGUUGAGAGAGGCAACGGCCCAAGCUAGAGUGGAAGCCACGAAGAAGACAAAGGCAAAUGAUUCUGCUGAAGAUGAAGAAACAAACGCCAUCGAUAGUGGUAACACGAAUAAAGUGAACAAGCACGAUGUCGGUCUUGAAGAAGUGCGAAACAUCAGAGCUUACGACAUAGUAAUAUCAUGGCUCGUCGCGACUCUGUGGCUUCUCUAUCCCACCCUUGUUCAAUAUUUGGCUGAGUUCACGCAGUGCACUGGUACGUCUGGCGACAGCGAUCGACACUUUGUAUCCGACUAUUCGGUCCAAUGCCGGGGCACCGCCUACUCACUUUACUUGUUUAUGGUCAUCGUUUGGGCUAUACUGUAUAUCGUCGGUAUUCCAUACGGUUUGCUGCAGCUCGCUCGCGGAGAAGACAUUGUCGGCGAGCACGAUUCAGCAAUGGUGCAAUAUCGUCUCGGUUUGCUCUUCAAGGGAAUCAAUGUCAAGUCCGCGUGGUGGUGGGAAUGGGUCAUAUUCGCGAGAAAAUUCAUCCUGAUCUUCAUAGUGAUCGUAUCUAGACGAAGUGCAGUCAUUGGUGGAUACACGGUGAAUUGUAUGUUGCAACUUUUCUUUGUAUUCCACAUCGUCGCAAAACCGUAUGCCGGCGAAAAGUACGCAAAGAUCGAGACACAUGGCUUACUUGCUACUAUGGCAACAUUCACCGGCGGACUGAUUUUCAAACAAUCAGGCGAACAAGGUGGACAAGGCUCGACUUUUGUCGAUCUCAUCACGGCCUUGUUGUUCAUCCUGCACGCAUGGGCAUGGUAUGAUUUUGCCCGAACGUUGGUUCGCCAGUUCCGCGAAGAGGGCGAAGAAGGCCUCAUCAAGCGCGCUAUUCGCGACUUGGAAUUUGAAGAGGCGAUUGUCGACGAAUUCGACGCCAAGAGAGACGAAGAGAUCAUUCAUCAAGAGAAAAUGGCAAAGGAAAGCGAACGCAUCCAACUUCGAAGCAUGACUGGUCAACGUCUUCCUUUCGCCGACGACGAUUUACUUGAAACGAUCAAGGCUGACUCUACGAUUACUAUUCGCCAGCAACACGGCGCUUUGAGCUCACAGUUGCAAGAUUUACGUGAGCGCUGGAAAGCUCGAACACACCGACGCGGCGAACGUUUAAUCGCCUUGGACGAGCGCCAUCUCACCGCGCACUCCACGAACUCGCGGGAAUCCCCAAAAUAG
Molecule: messenger RNA, 9303 nt
Organism: Ostreococcus lucimarinus CCE9901
Lineage: Eukaryota; Viridiplantae; Chlorophyta; Mamiellophyceae; Mamiellales; Bathycoccaceae
Exons: 4
Coding region: 1-9303 (3100 amino acids)
Source: RefSeq, a predicted model, not a curated record